This is a messenger RNA of Saccharomycopsis crataegensis, 2394 nucleotides long. Its product is annotated as leucine-rich repeat domain-containing protein. The record is from RefSeq and is a predicted model, not a curated record. The transcript has a single exon. Lineage: Eukaryota; Fungi; Ascomycota; Saccharomycetes; Ascoideales; Saccharomycopsidaceae. The coding region runs from base 1 to 2394 and encodes 797 amino acids. Gene Ontology annotation, molecular function: protein binding.
AUGGAGUACAAGCACCAGAAACUAAGUGGUUCUGAGGAUUCCAGUAUUGUUAAUAAUCGCAUUCUGUUCUCAAGUUUACCUGCCGAAAUCCACGCUCAGAUCUUUGAAUUCUGUGAUUCUAGUACACGAGCCUCACUAUUGAAAUUGAGAAGAGAGACUCUGUUUCAUUCACACCCUUUCUGGGUAGAGCCUCUAAAUGCUACUCUUUUCCGCUCAAUAAUUUUGAAUGAGUUCUCCCCGUCAUUGGAAUCUCCGUUCCGAUUCGAAACAGGAUCAGGAAGAUUGAAAACUUCAGUUCAACAUAUACCAAAGCUCGCACAGUACAAGAACUAUAUCAAAGAGGUGGUAUUAGAGUCUCUCUCAUCAAUGCUGAAUACAAAAGUUUAUAACGAGGCGCAUAAGGUGGAAACAUUUUUACGUGAGUUGCCACAUUUAAGCAAGCUAUCAUUGCAGUGUGUUUAUGGUGUAUCUGUUAAUAAUCCGCCAAAUGUUUUACACGUGACACUUCCUAAAUAUGUUGAAAUUUCGGAGUUAUUAGACAACAUCAAUUGCUCAGUGAUUAAAGUCUUGAAGAUUAACGAUAGGGAGUGUAGGGAAGAUCCUAAUUUCAAUGAGAAUGGCUCAAUCAAUGAUGAUGAUGAUCAGGAUGAUUCCGCUACCACUGAAGAAGAAGUACGAAAAAAUUAUGGGUUUGCUCAGGAAUUUCCGGAAUUAAGGGACUUUUGCAUGGAUAUUUAUGGAUUUGCUACCCUUGAUUGUCAAAAUUUUAUUGCACCGAAAUUGGAGGAGUUUCAUUUUUUUUCGGACGAACCUACCUGUAUUAUUAAUUUGUCCAGCGAGUUAUAUCCAAAUUUAGAACAAUUAUCAUUGAGUUCCCGCCUCCUGCCAAGUUAUCAGGAUUGUGCCAGUAUCGAUUUUUCUAAAACUAAGGGGUUCCAAAAUUUGAAACAUAUAAGAUUUUCCAAGAUUAAAAUUGAUAAUUUAAUAUUUGGUUAUUGGCUUGCAUUGGAGACUUUAUCUAUAGUGGACAGUGCACCUUCAUUGAAGAUUGGGAGCGAUUUCCAAAAAUUGAAGAAUUUGAAAAAAAUAGCAAUCAUUAAAUGUCAAAUCGAUGAAUUUCCUGAUGAUCUCCAUCUUGAAAACCUCGAGGAAUUAAGAUUGAAUAACUGCCGUCUAUCGCAUUUGAGCGGCUUAAAAAAUUGUUUAAAUUUGGUAUUAUUAUCUGCGGAACAAAACAGUAUUGAGAAUUUCACCACUAAUUUAACAAACCACUCAAAGUUGAAGGUUCUUAACUUGUGGGCUAAUAAACUUCAAUCUUUUGAGAAUAUCCACUCGAUUCCCAAUUUGGUUUCCCUAGAUAUCAGAAGCAACCUAUUAAAAUCGAUAGACAAACCGCUAUUAUUGCCAAAAUUGAGAGAGCUAUUCAUCAGUGACAAUCCUAUCAAGAAAUUGGAUGCAAAUAUUGCUUCCUUAGUGUCUUUGCAAAUAUUGGAAGCUGAAUUUUGUGCAAUCGAGAAAAUAUCUACCGACUUUUCUGAGAUCAAAAGUCUAGCAAAACUCUCAUUUGAAUCUGUGAAGGGUAAAGGCAAAAAUUCAAUAUUCUCAAUCAAACAUUUUGCAGACAUGUCUUCAUUAGAGUCAUUGAAUCUUCAAGGAGUUGGUUUGGUCGAAUUUGACUGUCAAUUAUUUCAUCGGCUAAUUUCGUUGAACUUGCUGAAAAACAAGAUUACUGUUCUUAGAAAUUUGGAAUCAUUGAUCAAUUUAAGGCAAUUGAAUGUUUCUUAUAAUAGUAUUACUUGUAUCAAAACGAAUUUUGCUCACUUAAAGAAUCUUAGCGAAUUAGAUUUGGGAAACAAUCGACUCAGCUCAUUUGAAAACAUUAACGAUAUUCCGAAUCUUGAGGCUUUAAAUUUGGACAGUAACUGUUUACGUGAAAUCAGCCCACCUUUGAAUUACCCUAAUUUGAAAAUCUUUUACUUGCUCCGGAACAAAAUGGAAAGUUUGGAUCAUUUAUCAAAAUUGCAAAACCUUCAAAUGUUGGAUUUACGCGGUAAUAAAUUUAAAGUUUUUGACCAAAUUUCCAAAGAUAUCAGUGGAUCCAGUGGAUCCAGUGUACCGUUAAAAUUGAACUUUAUGGAAAAUGCCAUCUAUGAAGUGAUCAAACCGAGAGAAUACGAAUGUGGUAUUAGAAAUGCGCCCUAUUCGGAAGACCGUGAAAAAUUUUACAUGACACCUCCAUUAAACUUGAUGUUAAAAGACACACAAGAUUUGAUGAUAUACUUUGACUGUGGAGCGGUUUGCAGUGGCGGCUCCAAAGCUGAUACUGGUCGUUCUCGGCAGAUGCGUUUCUUGGAUUACGGGCUGAGAAAGUUUUAUAAUAUGGAAGCUAUCUAG